Messenger RNA from Entelurus aequoreus (snake pipefish), 4710 nucleotides. RefSeq names its product ATP-binding cassette, sub-family B (MDR/TAP), member 9 (gene abcb9). Gene Ontology annotation, biological process: transmembrane transport. The coding region runs from base 206 to 2605 and encodes 799 amino acids. Gene Ontology annotation, cellular component: membrane. The record is from RefSeq and is a predicted model, not a curated record. Lineage: Eukaryota; Metazoa; Chordata; Actinopteri; Syngnathiformes; Syngnathidae. The transcript has 12 exons. Gene Ontology annotation, molecular function: ABC-type oligopeptide transporter activity; ATP binding; ATP hydrolysis activity.
GGGGAAUUUGAAACACCUCUGAUGUGUUAUGUAAGCACUUUGAUCACCGAGACAACCAAGCUACUAACGAGAUUACAAAGGUGAGUUAUCGCGAUGUCGGCGCCGUCCAAACGUUACCUGCCUUUGACUCCCAACAAGUUUGCUGAAUGAACAUAAAGAGUCCGCAGGAUAGGGGAACACUGCUUUUCACACCCUGAAGGUCAGCAUGGGUAUCAGAACCAAAGUGAGCUGCACGGUUUCCUAUGUCUUCCUUGACAUUGUCAUCACCACAGUCCUAUACGCACGUGGAUCACAGUUGAGCAUAUUUUGGAAGGAUGCCCAGAACUUUAGAAUUCUGAAGUCCGCGAUAGACAUUUGGGGGACUGUGCUGCUUCGAGCUUCUCUUCUUCUGGGCGCCUCCAUUGGACUGUUAUGGAACAAAGAGGACGGCCCACACAGGGUGUCCAGACUCACCACUCUCAUCCUCUUAGUCUGCCAGACCAUUAUAACGUACACCGUGGCCAAGCUGCUGAUGCUGAGCGAACUUGAGCCUCUUUCUCAUCAACCCUGGUCUUUGGGUCUGAUGUCCUGGACCUGUGUCUCCUCCCUGGGACUUUUGGCUCUGUGGUGGUUCCUCGGAAUGGAAUCGAACUCGGAGAAAAGUAGCCGUAUCAACAAAUCGGAACGUUGUGAGGACACCGAAGAGCUACUUCAGGCAGCUGGUGAGGAGGAAGAGAAGCAUGAGAGGAAGGAGAGUUGUGCAGUGGAGACAUAUACGGAGAAGAGGAGCACAGGAGCUACGCUGGGACGUCUGCUCAGCUACACGAAACAAGAUGGUGCAUUGUUAACUGUAGCCAGCUUCUUCCUUGUCAUCUCUGCUGUAUGUGAAGCCUUCAUACCUUACUACUAUGGGAAGGCCAUUGAUAGCAUCGUGGUUCACCACAGCAUGGAAUACUUUGCUCGACCUGCCAUCACACUGACAGUCCUGGCUUUUGCCAGUUCAAUUGCAGUUGGAGUGCGUGGAGGAGUGUUCACGCUGACAUUUGCACGAUUAAACCUUCGGCUCAGGGACCACCUGUUUCGAACGUUAAUGAGGCAGGAACUUGCCUUUUUUGAUGAGAACCAUACAGGUGACAUCACUUCACGCCUGUCAGCUGACACCACCCAAGUGAGUGACCUCAUCUCCCAGAACGUCAAUGUGUUCUUGAGGAGCAGCAUCAAGACCGUUGGCUUUCUCAUUUUUAUGUUUGGGAUGUCCUGGAAGCUAACAUUGGUCAACUUGAUGGGACUUCCUUUUGUUGCCCUCUUUUCCGAGUAUUACGGAAACUACUACAAGAAACUGACUAAAGAGGUGCAAACAAACCUUGCAAAGGCUAACAAAGUUGCAGAAGAAACCAUUUCAGCCAUAAAGACAGUACGGAGCUUUGCCAAUGAGUGUGAGGAGGCUGACUCCUACUACGCCAAGCUCAAAGUCAUGUACCAGAUCAACAAAAAACAAGCCAUGGCCUAUGCUUGCUACAUGUGGUCCACAUGUAUCUCAGAGCUCGCUCUAGAGGUUACCAUCCUCACCUACGGUGGCCACCUGGUGGUUUCUGGCCAGAUGGGAAGUAGCGAGUUGUUAUCCUUUUUCAUAUACAUGCUUGAAAUGGGAGAAUGUUUGUCGAGCAUUGCAUCAGUUUACUCGGGCCUCAUGCAGGGAGUUGGAGCUGCUGAGAAGGUUUUUGAGUACUUGGACAGGAAACCCAAGCACCCGGCAGAGGGUGCAGAGACUUUAAACUCAUGCAGUGGUUUGGUGGAAUUUCAAGACAUUACAUUUGCCUAUCCUACACGGCCAGAGAUUGAUAUCCUAAAGGGAGUGUCAUUCACCCUAAGGCCGGGGAAGGUGACCGCGCUGGUGGGACCAUCAGGAAGUGGGAAGAGCUCUUGUGUGAACCUACUGGAAAACUUCUACCUUCCGCAGCAAGGUCAAGUGUUGUUGGAUGGAAAACCUGUGCACACCUUGAAGCAUGAAGACCUUCAUUCUCUGGUGGCUCUUGUGGGCCAAGAGCCGGUUCUUUUUGAUCGGUCAGUUGAGGAGAACAUCACUUACGGUCUGACUGACGUCUCCACAGAGGACUUUACCCAGGCAGUCAGAAAGUCCAACGUUCAUGAUUUCAUCACUGACCUGCCCCAAGGCUAUCAGACAAAUGUUGGGGAGAAGGGCGCGCAGUUGUCGGGUGGACAGAAACAACGGGUGGCCAUUGCGAGAGCUCUUGUCCGACAUCCUCGUGUUCUUAUCCUGGAUGAGGCGACCAGCGCGUUGGAUGCAGAAAGUGAACACAUUGUUCAGCAAGCUCUGAACAGCAUCAUGAAGGACCACACCGUGCUAGUGAUUGCACACCGGCUGAGCAGCGUGGAGAAGGCCGACCGGAUCAUCGUGAUCGAUAAAGGCCGUGUGGCUGAGCAGGGUUCCCACAGUCAGCUGAUGGCCAAUGGUGGACUGUACUACAAACUGAUCCAGCGACAGGUGCUGGGCACGGAGACGGUGGAGGAUGCACCCAGCCUCUCCAGGAAGGCCUCCUGGAAGCCUGAUGAAAGACACGGCAGCAGUGGCACUGAGCAAGAAGACUACAAUACUCGCUAUUGAACAGAAAUGUGACCGCACUGUGGGACACUUGGUGACUAAGAUCUAUCUAUUGACAUUUUUGGAGAGGUCUUUAAACUUUUUUAAACAAAAAUUUCUCAUCGACAAAAUCAAGAUAUUGAACAUUAAUUAUUAUACACUGAAAUGAACCUUAAUGUUAGAAUUAAAACACAUUGACUACAUGUGGUGCAUGACCACUUAACAUUCCCCUCCUUGUUCUCGUAAUUACUUAGUAGUUUUACUAAUUUUGCACGUUUUCAAUCUUCUUAUCAGAGACGUCAUCUGUCUUGUUGUACUUAUCUGCGAGGACACAUCAUCAGUAGGGUCAAACUGACCCAGUUUACACACACUAUCGCUAAUUCCAUCAUUUGCCAAACUGAUUAAGAUGCAUUUUAAUUGACCGUUUUUAUAUUAUUCAGUUUUUAACAAAUUAAGAUGUAAUCCGUGACAAUUUUUCACUAUGGUAUUUCUUGAGUGGAAAUUACGGAAAUACUCGUUUCCUCUUUAUUUCUGUAAGCAUUUUCGGUAACACUUGAGUAUGGGGAACAUAUUCCAAGUAACAGACUUAAUUUAGAGUUAUUUGGACACAAGGGGAACAUAUUCCAAGUAACAAAGACUUAAUUUAGAGUUAUUUGGACACAAGGGGAACAUAUUCCAAGUAACAAAGACUUAAUUUAGAGUUAUUUGGACACGAGGGGAACAUAUUCUAAGUAAAGACUUAAUUUAGAGUCAUUUGGACACUCUGGGAACAUAUUCCAAGUAAAAAAGACUUAAUUUAGAGUUAUUUGGACACUAGGGAAACAUAUUCCAUGUAACAAAAACUUAAUUUAGAGUUAUUUGGACACUAUGGGAACAUAUUCUAAGUAACAAAGACUUAAUUUAGAGUUAUUUGGACAGUAGGGGAACAUAGUCUAAGUAACAAAGACUUAAUUUAGAGUUAUUUGGACAGUAGGGGAACAUAGUCUAAGUAACAAAGACUUAAUUUAGAGUUAUUUGGAUACUAGGGGGAACAUAUUCCAAGUAACAAAGACUUAAUUUAGAGUUAUUUGGACAGUAGGGGAACAUUUUCCAAGUAAAGACUUAAUUUAGAGUUAUUUGGACACUAAGGGAACAUAUUCCAAGUAACUAAGACUUAAUUUAGAGUUAUUUGGACACUAUGGGAACAUAUUCCAGGUAACAAAGACUUAAUUUAGAGUUAUUUGGACACUAGGGGAACAUAUUCCAAGUAACAAAGACUUAAUUUACAGUUAUUUGGACACUAGGGGAACAUAUUCCAAGUAACAAAGACUUAAUUUACAGUUAUUUGGACACUAGGGGAACAUAUUCCAAGUAACAAAGACUUAAUUUACAGUUAUUUGGACACGAGGGGAACAUAUUCUAAGUAAAGACUUAAUUUAGAGUUAUUUGGACACUCUGGGAACAUAUUCCAAGUAAAAAAGACUUAAUUUUGAGUUAUUUGGACACUAGGGAAACAUAUUCUAAGUAAAUACUUAAUUUAGAGUUAUUUGGACACAAGGGGAACAUAUUCCAAGUAAAAAAGACUUAAUUUAAAGUUAUUUGGACACUAGGGAAACAUAUUCCAAGUAACAAAAACUUAAUUUAGAGUUAUUUGGAUACUAUGGGAACAUAUUCUAAGUAACAAAGACUUAAUUUAGAGUUAUUUGGACAGUAGGGGAACAUAGUCUAAGUAACAAAGACUUAAUUUAGAGUUAUUUGGACAGUAGGGGAACAUAGUCUAAGUAACAAAGACUUAAUUUAGAGUUAUUUGGACAGUAGGGGAACAUAGUCUAAGUAACAAAGACUUAAUUUAGAGUUAUUUGGAUACUAGGGGGAACAUAUUCCAAGUAACAAAGACUUAAUUUAGAGUUAUUUGGACAGUAGGGGAACAUUUUCCAAGUAAAGACUUAAUUUAGAGUUAUUUGGACACUAGGGGAACAUAUUCCAAGUAACUAAGACUUAAUUUAGAGUUAUUUGGACACUAGGGGAACAUACUCAAGUAACUAAGACUUAAUUUAGAGUUAUUUGGACACAAGGGGAACAUAUUCCAAGUAACAAAGACUUAAUUUACAGUUAUUUGGACACUAGGGGAACAUAUUCCAAGUAACAAA